This is a messenger RNA of Prunus dulcis (almond), 1357 nucleotides long. Its product is annotated as coiled-coil domain-containing protein R3HCC1L-like. The transcript has 6 exons. The coding region runs from base 321 to 1100 and encodes 259 amino acids. Gene Ontology annotation, molecular function: nucleic acid binding. Lineage: Eukaryota; Viridiplantae; Streptophyta; Magnoliopsida; Rosales; Rosaceae. The record is from RefSeq and is a predicted model, not a curated record.
UUUUGAGAUUCACUUAACAGCACACAUAAAAUUUCAAUGCCUAAAGCGUAUCUAUAGUUGCGUCUCUAACAAGCACUUCCAAUUGAUAAUUGCGGUCGGAAAACCACUGGAACUCUGCAACUUACUCGUUCUCUAUAGCUGCUCUUUCUGUCGUUCCGCUACCGUCGACUUCUAUCUUCCUUUCCCUCUCCAGCGUCUCUCUCUCUCUCUCUCUCUCUCUCUUCGACCAUACCAAAACUCCCCAAAUCCCUUCUUCAGUGAUACAUUCAAACCCUAAACACCGUCAUUCAGUCUCAAGCGAAACCAUCUGCACAGGAGACAUGAGUGAUUUCUCAAGGGAAGCAACUGAUCUGACAAGAGAUGGUGAGACACAGCUGCCGCUGCAGGCGGACAUGUCAAUAGAAGAAGAUUGGGAAGCUAUUGCAGACCGUGAACCUGAUGAAUUACUCUCCUCACAAGUCUUGCCUGAAGUAUCAAAACUCUCUUUGGAAGAUACCAAAGGUCAAACCCCUAAGCGACGUGGAAGAGGAACAUUUUCAUAUAAGAAAGAUGAACUUUACAGUGAUCAAAUACCUGAUAAGUUAAUUAUUGAUACGCGAGAGGAUGAAGAUGUGUGCCAUAAUUUAGAGGGAGAUCCAAAAAUAAGAAAUUCAAAAUUUGGUACACAACAUGUUCUUGUUCUGGCUGACUUUCCACCAAGUACCACGACAAUAGAGUUGGAGAAGCUUUUUCAGGACUUUGGAGAUCGUGGAGUUGUUAUUCGCUGGGUCAAUGAUACGGUUGCACUAGCAGUUUUCCAAACACCAUCAAUUGCACUUGAAGCUCGUAAUUGCAUUCGAUGUGCAAUGAAAGUGGAAGUGCUUGAUGAGAAUGAUACCCUUUUGAGCUCAAUUUCACCCAAAGAUCUGGAACCACCUCGGCAAAGGCCACAGACAUCAGUAAGAACUGCCCAGAGGCUCAUUGCGCAUGGAAUGGGACUGAAACUGCCUUCCACAGCCUUUGGGUCCGUGGAUUUGAAGAAACAGGAAGAUGAUCGAAAAAGCCGCAUAGUCAUGAGGCAAAAGUUGAAAGAUGAUGCUUGGGGUACAGAUGAAAACUAAGAUUUUUUCAUUAUGGUAAUUGCCUAUUCCAUUUCUUUCCUCCCUCAGUAUAUGACUCUAAAGGUCUCUGUAUUUGGCCUUUUAAGCACAUAUGAUCAAUUUCAAUCCUAGAAAAAUGUGAGUUGCUUGGUUUGCCUUGAGCGACUAAAUAGAUAUUUAUUAGGUACAUAGGGUUUAGGAUGCUUGGUGGACUUAACGUGAGUAUAGCAUCUCAACCAUUGGAUCUAAUAUAGAUGGAUGAAAAUGGGUAGCGUGCA